CUCGUUGCCGUCUAAUUCGUUAAAAUUUAAUUGUGACGCUGCUUCUCCAUGGCGUAGAUGGCAAUGGAGGUUGAAGGUAUCCUACAAUAGUCUGAAACCUACAAUACAACAGUGAAAUCGACGCUGUAGCUUUUCCUCUUCCCUAUUUCUUUCAUUGUGAGAAAUCCUGCAAUUCGAGAUCCCCUUGCUUUGAGGUUAGAGAUAUAAGGCUUCUGUGGUGGCGGAUCGCUGGAAAUGGCGCAGGUCGUUGAGGAAUGGUAUAAACAAAUGCCCAUCAUCACGCGGUCGUACCUCACGGCCGCCGUUGUCACCACCGUUGGUUGCUCCCUCGAGAUAAUAUCUCCGUAUCAUUUAUAUCUGAAUCCCAUGCUCGUUGUUAAACAAUAUGAGAUCUGGAGGCUUAUCACAAACUUCUUAUACUUCCGGAAGAUGGAUUUGGAUUUCUUAUUCCAUAUGUUCUUCCUUGCUCGAUACUGCAAGCUACUUGAGGAGAACUCAUUCAGAGGAAGAACAGCUGAUUUCUUUUAUAUGCUUCUGUUUGGUGCCACAGUGUUGACUGGAAUUGUUCUCAUUGGUGGGAUGAUACCAUAUGUUUCACAGAAAUUUGCAAAUAUUUUCUUUCUCAGCAGUUCAUUGAGCUUCAUGAUGGUUUAUGUGUGGAGCAGACAUAAUCCGCUCAUUCACAUGAGUUUUUUGGGCCUUUUCACCUUUAGAGCUGCUCAUCUUCCAUGGGUCCUUCUGGUUUUCUCUAUUCUUGUUGGAACCAGCACAUGGGUUGAUCUUUUGGGUGUGAUAGCAGGCCAUGCUUAUUAUUAUCUCGAAGAUGUUUACCCCCGAAUGACAGGUCGGCGACCCCUCAAGACUCCCAGUUUCAUCAAAGCUUUGUUUGCAGAUGAUAAUGUUGUUGUGGCCCGACCAGGAAAUGCCCAAUUUGCCGCCCCUCCUGUGCAGGAACCCCAUCAAGAUUAAUCAUACAAUGAUUCAUAAUAUUUUAACGGUUGUUUAGAGUUCCAAGCUUUUAUAAUAUAUUAUUGAUAUUCCAAGUCAGUAAUAUUUAUCUAGAGGCAUAUAUUUUCUCUGA
Messenger RNA from Dendrobium catenatum, 1081 nucleotides. RefSeq names its product derlin-2. The record is from RefSeq and is a predicted model, not a curated record. Gene Ontology annotation, molecular function: ubiquitin-specific protease binding; misfolded protein binding. Gene Ontology annotation, biological process: endoplasmic reticulum unfolded protein response. The transcript is spliced from 6 exons. Gene Ontology annotation, cellular component: endoplasmic reticulum membrane; Hrd1p ubiquitin ligase ERAD-L complex. The coding region runs from base 235 to 969 and encodes 244 amino acids. NCBI's taxonomy places the organism in Eukaryota, Viridiplantae, Streptophyta, Magnoliopsida, Asparagales, Orchidaceae.